CACCCGUUGUGCAACUGACCCGCUAGGAGGGAACCAAGUGGUACGAUUCAAAGGUAAUCUAAGGCACCACAGCGCGGGAGCUUCCACUUUCAGGAUGGCCUGGGACUCCCUGUGCAGCAGGGACUUACUGCGCCCCAAGAUACGAAGUGCCUCAGUCUGGACCCCGGGCAGCCAGAGUGCUGGAACACCAUCCCUGGAGGAGCUGCGGCGCCUGCUGUGGAGACACACACCCCCAGCAGGGCAUGUGGACGAAGUCUGGCCAAACCUUUACAUUGGAGACCUGUACAUUGCUCGUGACAAAGAGCAGCUGAGCCGAAUGGGCAUCUCCCAUGUUGUGGACGCUGCUGCCGGGCGGUUUCAUAUUGACACCGGAACCAAGUUCUACAAAGACCUGCUUGUGGAUUACUAUGGAGUAGAAGCAGAGGACAACCCUAACUUCGAUCUCAGCAUUUACUUCUACCCAGUUGCUCACUACAUAAGAGCAGCACUGAAUUCCCCAAGAGGCAAAGUACUAGUUCACUGUGCAAUGGGAAUCAGUCGAUCUGCAACUCUUGUCCUUGCUUUCUUAAUGAUCUGUGAAGAUAUGUCUCUCGCUGAUGCAAUUCAGACUGUGCGCUCACACAGAGGGAUCUGCCCCAACUCCGGCUUCCUCAAGCAGCUUUGGGAGCUGGACCUCCAGUUAGGAAGGGGGAAAGGCAGAGAAGACUUUAGUGCUAAGGGGACCCGUCUCCUGGCACCAGACUGAGAGAUGCUGCCCUCACUGAAGACAGUAAAAAGAUGCUGUCAGGACUGCACUGAGAAACUCCUUGGGAAAUGGCUGAGCUUGAGCAAACUGGUAGGAGUUUGGUAUGUAUUUUUUUCGGUAAGCCCACUAAUUGGAAAGAAAAUGAAAUAAAGAAGGAUUCAAACCAGCA
Molecule: messenger RNA, 914 nt
Organism: Apus apus (common swift)
Lineage: Eukaryota; Metazoa; Chordata; Aves; Apodiformes; Apodidae
Product: dual specificity protein phosphatase 13-like
Exons: 4
Coding region: 95-745 (216 amino acids)
Biological process (GO): protein dephosphorylation; negative regulation of MAPK cascade
Cellular component (GO): cytoplasm
Molecular function (GO): MAP kinase phosphatase activity; protein tyrosine/serine/threonine phosphatase activity
Source: RefSeq, a predicted model, not a curated record